UCCUUUUUCCCGGGAAACUUUUUCCUCGAGAAAAUCACUGUCGAUCCGCGAGGGCGCGAGGGCGCGAGAGCGAGAGCCUGCAAAAAUCGCCAUGGGAGACUCUCAUCAACCUCCUCGUCUUUCUGUCCAUCGAGCCCUUGGUGGUGGCUUCGUUGCUGAUUUGCUUCUGUGGAAGAAUUGGACCGGAGGGGCUACGUUGCUGGCCGGCGCCACCGCGCUUUGGUUCGUCUUUGAGAGAGCCGGUUACAAUGUCCUCUCGUUUGCGGCCAAUGUGCUGUUGCUUCUCUUUGCAAUCCUCUUCCUGUGGGCUAAAUCUGCGUCUCUUCUUAAUCGACCACUGCCUCCCCUUCCUGACUUGAAGGUUUCUGAAGAAUCCGUUGUUGAAAUUGCUGAUGUGAUGCAAGAGUGGGUGAACUACACGUUGUCUAUUGCAUGUGACAUAACAGUUGGUCGAAACUUGAAACUCUUCCUUCAGGUAAGUCUUGGCUUAUGGUUGAUCUCUUACAUCGGCAGUCUCUUCAACUUCAUUACUUUAGUUUAUAUUGGGGUCAUUCUUUCUCUGACAGUUCCCCUUUUGUAUGACAAAUACCAAGAAAUUAUUGAUGAAAAAUGGUGUAGAGCUCAUAAAGCUAUUCAAGUACUGUUAAUGCGGAUUGAUAACAGUGUCUUGAAGAAGAUUCCCCUGGCUUCUUAACAAGAAAAAGAAGACUCAAUAGGUUGACCAAUUUACAAAUGGGAUUGGAGGGUUGUAAAGGGGGCAUGUUGACAUAGGAAGAAUUGGCUUUUCAUUGAUAUAAGAUGAAGCUGGCCAGUAGAGCAGUGGGUAAAUAUUUGACCAGAACUUCGUAGCAUGGUAUGCCAGAGCUGGAAUGACAACAUUAGGUUUUGUAGAUCUUCUAAUUCUAGGUUUUUCAACCUGCAUUGUUCCACUUCCUCAUUGUGAAAAGCCAUGGUCUCGUUUCCUGCUUUGCUGAUUUUCCCUCGCCUCACUAGUUGUUUUAACACCUUUCUCUUCUCUGGGGUAAGAAAAGUCAUAGGGAAUGACUUUGCCUUUUCUUAAAUCGAAAUUGGAAAUGGAGCUUUUCUGGCCAUAUUCACUCUUUGUUUGUGGUUGAUCUUACUGAUAUUGCAGUUGCUAUAGUGCUAGGCCUUUUCUAGAUCUGUAGAAGUCUGUGGUUCCUACAUAUGAAAUUUUGGACAAAUUUUUAGCUCUCUCUCUCAACACACCCAACGCCUGUGUUGACCUGCGAGAUCAAUUUAGUAUCAAAUUGGCGAACAAUUGCAUGGGUUAGAUUAGAAUCUUGUGAAAUCGGAGACAGGAAAGUCGCUCUCAACUUCUACAUCGCGAAAUACUUGAGGGACUUUCAAUGCAGUUGACUUCA
Eucalyptus grandis is the source of this 1382-nucleotide messenger RNA. Its product is annotated as reticulon-like protein B11. The record is from RefSeq and is a predicted model, not a curated record. The transcript has 6 exons. Bases 92 to 694 code for a protein of 200 amino acids. Lineage: Eukaryota; Viridiplantae; Streptophyta; Magnoliopsida; Myrtales; Myrtaceae.